Messenger RNA from Gossypium arboreum, 1951 nucleotides. Its product is annotated as F-box protein At5g07670-like. The record is from RefSeq and is a predicted model, not a curated record. The transcript is spliced from 2 exons. Gene Ontology annotation, molecular function: protein binding. NCBI's taxonomy places the organism in Eukaryota, Viridiplantae, Streptophyta, Magnoliopsida, Malvales, Malvaceae. Gene Ontology annotation, cellular component: SCF ubiquitin ligase complex. Gene Ontology annotation, biological process: SCF-dependent proteasomal ubiquitin-dependent protein catabolic process. Bases 279 to 1712 code for a protein of 477 amino acids.
GAAAAGCGUCAUUAAAAAAAAACAGGUUUGGAUUCAAAAUCCCGACCCCACCGCUUCAAGGAAUCCGUUAGCAGCAUCACUGAACUGAAGCAUAAGAAAAACAACUCCCCAUCUCAUCUCUGCGUCUCUUCUUAAAAACAAAAACACAAGAUUUCGCAGAAAUUCGAAAUUCCAUUCGUUUUGCUGGAAAUUCACAGAUGCUAACUUACUGUAGUGGCAAAACAAAGAAAGAGGUCAAGGAGUGAGUGACAGAAGCAGAGGAGGCAUUGAUUAAAACGAUGUCAGUUUUGGAGGAAAACCCAGAUUCCCCGUUGAAAAAGAGGCCGCCGCGGUGGUCAGACAUUUGGCUCAAGAAAACAAAGCCAUUGAAGCAUGUGGUGUUCGCUAUGCAGCUUCAGUCUUUAGCUUCUAAAGACCCCAAAUCCCAAACCCUUAUCCCCCAUUUCGCUAACAUCGACCGAACUCUUCUCUUAUCUGACGAGCUCCUCCUAAAAAUCCUCUCUAAGCUACCCCUUUCUCAAAGGAACCCUAACUCCCUUGUCUGCAAACGGUGGCUCAAUCUCCAAGGCCGUUUGGUUCGGUCCUUGAAGAUCCUAGAUUGGAACUUUCUCGUUUCAGGUCGGUUAAUCACUAGAUUCCCUAACUUAGCACACGUGGAUUUGCUCAAUGGCUGUUUGUUUUCACCCCGUAAUUCCGGGAUUCUGUUAACUCAUCGGAUGGUUUCGAUGCAAAUGAGGUAUGGGAAUUGUUCAAAUUGGGAGCUUUUGGAAGAAAACCUAUUGCCUGUUGAAGUUGUUGAUGGAGGUCUACAAGCACUUGCUAAUGGCUGCCCCAAUCUUCGAAGACUUGUGGUAAUUAACGCCAGCGAGUUGGGGUUGUUAACCUUGGCUGAAGAAUGUUUGACACUACAAGAGCUUGAGUUACAUAAAUGUAACGACAACGUUUUACGAGGGAUUGCGGCGUGUGAGAAUUUGCAAAUCCUGAAACUCGUCGGAAAAGUUGACGGUCUUUAUUGUUCAUUGGUUUCCGAUGUUGGGUUAACUAUCUUAGCUCAAGGGUGCAAGAGGUUAGUUAAGCUUGAACUUAGUGGUUGUGAAGGGAGUUUUGAUGGGAUUAAAGCCAUUGGGCAAUGCUGUUUAAUGCUAGAAGAAUUAACUAUUUGUGAUCAUAGAAUGGAAGAUGGAUGGUUGGCUGCAUUGUCUUAUUGUGAGAAUUUGAAGACUUUGAGGUUGCUGUCUUGUAAGAGGAUCGACUUGGAUCCCGGUCCCGAUGAGUACUUGGGGUUUUGUCCGUCUCUCGAGCGAUUGUAUUUGCAAAAGUGUCAAUUGCGGAGUAAGAAGAGUCUGAGAGCUUUGUUUCGAGUAUGUGAAGCUGUGAGAGAGGUGGUUGUUUUGGACUGCUGGGGAUUGGACAACGACAUGUUCACCUCUGCUAGUGUUUGCAGGAGAGUGAAGUUCUUAUCUUUAGAAGGAUGCUCAUUACUGACAACUGAAGGUUUGGAAGCCACGGUUCUUUCGUGGUUGGACCUCGAAACUCUGGUAGUCGUAUCAUGCAAGAACAUAAAGGAAAGUGACAUAUCUCCCGCACUUGCAACCUUAUUCUGUAAUCUUAAAGAGUUGCGGUGGAGGCCAGACGCCAAAUCUUUGCUUUCGUCGAGUCUUAUGGGAACUGGCAUGGGAAAAAAAGGUGGGAAAUUUUUCAAAAGGACAUGAGACGCAGAAUUUGCAGGUAUCAAGGAUUCGGUUCUUUGCUGCCGAUGCAAUGAUGUACUUCUAACAUGGAAAUAUUUUAUCCGUCACUUCCCUUUCUGUAAGACUAACUAGGUUAGCGAACAGAGAAAGGAUUAUUAGAAUUUUGAUGUAAUUUAUAAUGUAAAAGAUUUCUUAUAUAUCCUUAUUAUGGAUAUCUGGAUGUGUGGACUGUAGAGAGCAAUGCAUUAACAUUACUCCAA